This is a messenger RNA of Daphnia carinata, 1217 nucleotides long. RefSeq names its product isoaspartyl peptidase/L-asparaginase-like. Gene Ontology annotation, molecular function: asparaginase activity. The transcript has 5 exons. The record is from RefSeq and is a predicted model, not a curated record. NCBI's taxonomy places the organism in Eukaryota, Metazoa, Arthropoda, Branchiopoda, Diplostraca, Daphniidae. Bases 182 to 1114 code for a protein of 310 amino acids.
UUUGCUGAAAAGGGAUUUAAAUUUUUUUUAUCUGAAAUUUGGGUGGACGAACUGUCAAUAACUGUAUCCAAAAGGUGGUUAACCCUUGUCUGUGAUGUGCUAUUUAUGCGACUGUUGAGAGGGCGGAACUGUCAGUCUUUGAAUGUAGUUUUGUUGCAGUCGCAUCCCUCUGAAGACAGAUAUGAUUGAUCCAGUCAUACUCGUUCACGGUGGUGCUGGAGACAUCCCCGAAUGGCGCGUUCCACUGAAAAUGCACGGCGUUCGAAAAGCUGUUAAAACUGGCUAUGAAAUUUUAUCGAAUAGCGAAGGUUGCGUGCUAGAUGCCGUGGAAGCUGCCAUAAAAGUGAUGGAAGAUGACGAGGCUUUCAACGCGGGAAAAGGAUCAGUUCUGACGAUUAAAGGAACUAUCGAAAUGGAUGCUAUAAUCAUGGAAGGGAAAAAUCUAAAAACAGGCGCUGUUGCUGGGUUAAGCAACGUAGCCCAUCCAGUGUCGAUUGCCAAACUAGUGAUGGAUAGCACACCUCACAUUUUUUUAGCCGGGCCUGGCGCAAAUACAUUUGCUUGUGAAAAAGGAGUGCCGUUUGUACCUGACGACGAGUUGAUUACAGACUUCGCUCGUCAGGCACUGGAAGAUUUUCUUCAUGGAAAGGGGGAAGCUACCAGUGAAGUUGGCAAGGAAACCAAGUAUGGAACUGUUGGUGCGGUAGCCAUUGAUCGUCAUGGCCGCAUGGCUUGCGCAACAUCGACUGGAGGAAUGACGGGGAAACUUCCUGGAAGAGUUGGAGAUACUCCUCUUGUUGGUGCAGGGGGGUAUUGCGAUGACGCUUCAGGGGCGUCUUCGGCAACAGGCCAUGGCGAGUCUAUCGCCAGAGUGUGUUUAUGCCAUCAUAUCAUUGGACUCAUGCAGUCCGGUUUGGGCCCGAAACAGGCUACGGAAUUAGCGCUAACGAAUAUGAAUAAAAGGACUGGAGGCACUGCUGGAGCUAUAACUCUUUCAAAUAAAGGGGAAGUAGGAAUAUAUUUCAAUUCUAAACGCAUGGCUUGGGCGUACGCGCAGAAUGGUGAAAUUCAUUCGGGUAUAAAUCCAGAUGAAGAUGAAAUCGAAAGUAUAUGAAGAUACCAAAAGCCAAGGCCCCAAUGAAAAGAACUGCUGCGAUAUUCUGUUGUAACUAGUGCAAGUAUGCAAAAAUUGGCUAAUAAAAAAUUUUAAAAACAAA